This is a messenger RNA of Caenorhabditis remanei, 1863 nucleotides long. RefSeq lists its product as uncharacterized. The record is from RefSeq and is a predicted model, not a curated record. The coding region runs from base 1 to 1863 and encodes 620 amino acids. Gene Ontology annotation, cellular component: mitochondrion. Lineage: Eukaryota; Metazoa; Nematoda; Chromadorea; Rhabditida; Rhabditidae. Gene Ontology annotation, biological process: malate metabolic process; pyruvate metabolic process. Gene Ontology annotation, molecular function: malate dehydrogenase (decarboxylating) (NAD+) activity; malate dehydrogenase (decarboxylating) (NADP+) activity; NAD binding. The transcript is spliced from 5 exons.
AUGCUGAAUCGAUUCUCCCCCGCCAGCAUUCGACGUAUAUCAACAACAGCUAGAUGCUGCAGUGAUAAAAAUGAACCGGAUCUAUCCGAUCCAAAAACUUUGGCACUUCAUAAACUGUAUCGUCCAGAACGUAUUACACCAUCGAAACGUGGAAUUGAUUUGCUCAAACAACCUGGAUUGAACAAAGGAAUGGCUUUCUCUUUGCAUGAACGACAAUAUCUUGGCAUUCACGGUCUUUUGCCACCAGCAUUCAUGACUGAAGAGCAGCAAGCCUACCGUAUCAUUACGAAGCUUCGGCAACAACCAGAUAAUUUGGCCAAGUAUAUUCAACUUGAUUCUCUUCAAGACCGUAAUGAAAAGUUGUACUAUCGAGUUCUUUGUGACAAUGUCAAGGAAUUGAUGCCAAUUGUGUAUACUCCUACUGUCGGUCAAGCUUGUCAGCAUUUUGGAUUCAUCUACCGAAAUCCAAAAGGACUUUAUGUUACCAUCAAUGACAACAGCAUCAGUAAGAUUUAUCAGAUUCUUGCCAAUUGGCAUACCGAAAACGUACGUGCUAUUGUUAUCACUGACGGAGAACGUAUUCUUGGACUUGGAGAUCUUGGAACAUAUGGAAUCGGAAUUCCGGUUGGAAAACUUGCACUUUACGUUGCUCUCGCUGGAAUUCGUCCAGAAUGGUGUCUCCCUGUUAUUCUUGAUGUUGGAACCGACAAUACAGAACUUUUGAACGAUCCAUUUUACACAGGAUUGAGAAGAAAACGUGUUCGUGGUCCAGAAUACGACUCACUUGUUGAUAACUUCAUGAAGGCUGCUACAAAGAGAUUCGGAAGAGAUACUCUAAUUCAGUUUGAAGACUUCGGAAAUCAAAAUGCAUACAGACUGCUCGAUAGAUACAAGGGAGAGUACUGUAUGUUCAACGAUGACAUCCAAGGAACCGCUGCGGUCGUCGUUGCUGGCCUUCUUGCCUCUACUCGUGUGACAAAGAAGAAACUUUCUCAAGAGAAAAUUGUCUUCUUAGGGGCGGGAGGAGCAGCAACUGGUGUCGCUGAAAUGUGUGUUCGUCAAAUGAUGGAUGAAGGUCUGACUGAAGAAGAAGCGUGCGGCCGUAUUUAUAUGGUUGACAUCGAAGGACUCAUCACCACUUCACGAAUCAAGUCUCUUGGUGAAAGACACGUGAAGUUCGCUAAAGAUCUUCCAGAUACUAAGAAUCUACUUGAAGUUGUGAGAACUGUAAAACCAGGAGCACUGAUUGGCGCGUCAACUGUAGCUGGAGCUUUCACUGAAGAGAUCAUCAGAGAGAUGGCCAAGAACAAUCCACGUCCAAUUAUUUUUGCUUUGUCUAAUCCAACCAGCAAAGCGGAAUGCACUGCUGAAACUGCCUAUAGAUGCACCAACGGUGCCGUACUUUUCGCUUCCGGAUCUCCAUUCGAGAAUGUCGAGUUGAAUGGAAAACUCUAUAAACCAGGACAAGGAAACAAUGCUUACAUCUUCCCAGGAGUUGCUCUUGGAGCUGUUCUGUUUGCUGUCAAAAAUAUUCCCGACAAAUUAUUCCUUCUCGCUGCUCGUAUGGUUGCUGAAGCUGUGUCAGAAAAAUCUCUCUACACAUACUCUCGUGUUUACCCUCGUCUCAAAGAUAUUCGUGAACUGUCUGUCAAAAUCGCUGUCGAAGUUGGAGAAUAUUGUUACCGUCAUGAUUUGGCUACACUCCAUCCAAAACCAGACGAUAUGGAAAUGUUCAUCCGUCAAAACUUAUACAGCGUUGAAUAUGAUGAGUUGAUCAAUAAGACCUACGAAUGGCCAGCCAAAGAUUCGAAGCACGGAUUCCCGGUUCCCGUUUUGAGAAGAACCUCAAUGGACGAAGAAUAA